AUGCCUGAGUUACAUCCUUCUCCUGCAUCCACUUCUGACAAUCAGAAUUCCCUCAAUGAGUACCAGCCCCUCACUCUCACUCCUGCAGACAUUUCAACUACUAUGUCGAUGUCUGCAUCGCGCAUCCGUGCAUCCAUCUCCCAAUAUCAGACUUUUGUCAUGCCCAUCCUCCAGUACUCAGCUACCAGGAACAUCAUCUCGGUCGUUCCCAGCCCUAUUGCUCAUAUUCUUUAUUUGAUUCCCGGUCACACCUGGAACAUGGUUCCAGAUCACAUCUUUUCCUAUCACAUCUGUUUGUUUCAUGAUGUCGCAGAUCCCGGAGAUCCAUCCUGGAUCAUAUCCAGCUAUGAUACCCCAUGGUGGAUGGGAGAAACUGCAAUUCCGAACGAACCAUGGCAAUGGGAUCGGGUGAUGACUUGCUGUAUCUUUCACUACCAGCAUUGGCUAGAUGGCAUUGAGAAUGAUGGUCUGACAAUUCCGGAGCAGGUGGAUCAUACCUCAGUUCCAUCACUGAUGGGACUGAGGUGGAUUAGAGAACACCUCCUGACAUUACUUGAAGAGCAACGUGAGGGCAUCCGUGACAAGAUGGCAGAGAUACAAAUCUACACUGCCAUGCUGGACAGAUUGAAGAGAGGCAGAGGAGAGUAG
Messenger RNA from Suillus bovinus, 648 nucleotides. RefSeq lists its product as uncharacterized. Lineage: Eukaryota; Fungi; Basidiomycota; Agaricomycetes; Boletales; Suillaceae. The coding region runs from base 1 to 648 and encodes 215 amino acids. The record is from RefSeq and is a predicted model, not a curated record. The transcript has 3 exons.